Messenger RNA from Pogona vitticeps (central bearded dragon), 1526 nucleotides. Lineage: Eukaryota; Metazoa; Chordata; Lepidosauria; Squamata; Agamidae. The record is from RefSeq and is a predicted model, not a curated record.
AGAUGCUCUGGCCUCAAUGCACUGUACGAAAGGAGGCUACGUUAAGCGAGGAGAUCCGUGAGGGGAAGAGAAGCAUACGUCUUACUUGGAAGGAAGAAUUAAUUUUUUUACUGAUUUCUUGGGUAGUUUUUUUUUCCGUGCAAGAGACUCUGUCACCCUGCCUGCUUUAUUUGAAUGUUGAUCUGUGUUAGCUUAAGCAACUUCUUCUACGCUUGCCCCGCAUAUGAAGGUUUUACGGAUUGCACAGGGGAGCCGGACGUGUAACUGGUGAAUCGUUUGUGGAGCCCUUUGAAAUGUGGUCUGUUUCUCCAUACAGGGCGCUCUGCUGUCAUCAUUGCGCCUCCCAAAAGGCGGCGUGUUGUUCUUCUGCCCGUCCAUGUGUCGGUCCAGGUGAUGUGGCCAACCGAGGAGAGAGACUCUGGGGUGCCUGUCUCGAGAACUGCUCAAGCCAUUCAAGCAUGGAUUUUUCAACAGCUCGCCUUGCUAUUCUGAACGUGGCAAAGGGUGUGCGUGCAGGGGAUGUGCCCCGUCUCCUUCAUUGGAUGAAAACAACCAGUGACUUUGAUGAAUUCACUUUCAAUAAUAAGGAUGUUAUCAUCAGAAGUAUUGCUGAAGAUCUUCGACAUUCCUUGCCUGCUGGGGCAAUGCUCAACUCAGAGCAUCUUGCUCUUCAAAAACUACAUGAGCAAACAACGCCAACUGUUCACAUUGAUGCAUUCCUUUAUGAUGAUGACUGUAUAGACACAUUGUGUGAAAGGGGGGAGAUGAGCAGAAAUUACUGUUUAACAUGUGGUUCACAUAGGACAGCGCCAUUAGAGUUCAUUUCCCAUUCUUUUUCCCUUAUGGAGGUGAAGUUUCUCUAUCAACAUGUACUGCCUGACCUGACUGGAAAGGUUGUGGUUGAUGUUGGUUCCAGACUUGGUGCAGUCCUGUUUGGGGGCUACUUUUAUAGCUCAGCAUCUCAGAUCUAUGGUGUUGAAAUGAAUACAGAAUUUUGUCAGUUGCAGGAAGCUAUUGUUGAAAAAUACCAACUCUUUGACAGAAUAAAGGUGCUUAAUGCAGACAUUUGUACUCAGGCUUCACUUCUUAAGAAUGCUGACGUUGUCAUAAUGAAUAAUGUCUUUGAAUAUUUCCUUGACAGAUCAGAACAGGCCAGAUGCUGGAAAUUCAUCAGUGAAAAUGUAAGAAAGAAAGGAUCUUUAUUAGUGACAGUACCAAGUCUUGAAAAAUCUCUUUCAGAACUUCAGGUCGAUAUUCCACUGAACAAAUGGGUAGAAGCAAUGCCUUUGCACUAUGAUGUAUUCUUGGAAGAUGCUGACACAGAAGCACUUGAAGAAAUUUGCUUAUACAAGAUUCUAUAGCACAAAGAUGUUAAGACAUUCAAACUGUUUCAAAUUAUGGAUCUACAGUUCUUCAGUGACUCCAGUGUGAAGGGAGCAACCAUUUGUGUCACAGAAAAUAAUGCCAAAAAUCAUGAACAUAUUCUUGGUUAUGUAAAAGUUUAAAAAAAACAAAUAUGUUUGAUA